Bombina bombina (fire-bellied toad) is the source of this 5452-nucleotide messenger RNA. RefSeq names its product zinc finger protein 850-like. NCBI's taxonomy places the organism in Eukaryota, Metazoa, Chordata, Amphibia, Anura, Bombinatoridae. The coding region runs from base 131 to 3028 and encodes 965 amino acids. The record is from RefSeq and is a predicted model, not a curated record. The transcript is spliced from 4 exons.
UGGAGCUCCAGUCUGCAGCUAGACCCUUCUCGUACACGGCCAGAGCACUGAGAGAUAUCAGGUAUUGAUGUAACUGGAGAGAAUAAGGGAACCUUCUUCCUGAGCACAGACAUUGGAGCCUGUUAUCAGCAUGAACUCAGAUGUGUUAGACAAACACGUGAAUAGUUCAUAUCCACCCUUCAUUACAGGAAGCAUCAGAAUGAUACCGCAAACUCCAAAAGUCUUAGACACUAAUGACUAUUCACAAACAUUAGGGAUAGCAGAGCAGAUAUUUAAAGAAGAUGAUGAAUUGGCAGGAACUGGGAAGCAAUCAUUAUGUACAGAGAGUAAUUUAGUCAUCAAACAAGAGGACAACAUUUAUGCCUUAUCUAGUGAAAUGAUUAUCCCAGAGGAUAAACCACACACAUUUACUGAGUACUCAAAAGAUUUUAAAGAAGGCACAAGUCUACUGUCUAACCAAAUGAUUCAUACAAAGGAGAAACCUUUCAAAUCUACAGAAUGUGAGAAAAGCUUUAGAUGGAAGCCUCAUAUACUAGAACACCACAAAAUUCACACAGGUGAGAAGCCACACACAUGUAUUGACUGCGUCAAAUGUUUUACACGAAUGGAUCAUCUGAAAACUCAUAAAAAGAUUCACACAGGAGAAAAGCCUUUCACAUGUACAGAGUGUGGAAAACAUUUUACAGAAAAGAGUAGUCUGAAAAAGCAUGAAAGAAAUCACACAGGAGAAAAGCCUUUCACAUGUACAGAGUGUGGAAAAAGUUUUAUACAAAGUAGUGAUCUGAAAAGGCAUGAAUUGAUUCACACAGGAGAAAAGCCUUUCACAUGUACAGAGUGUGGAAAAAGUUUUACACGAAAGAGUGAUCUGAAAACUCAUGAAAGGAGUCACACAGGAGAAAAGCCUUUCACAUGUACAGAGUGUGGAAAAAGUUUUACACAAAUGAGUAAUCUGAAAUAUCAUGAAAGGAGUCACACAAGAGAAAAUCUUUUCACAUGUACAGAGUGUGGAAAAUGUUUUACAGAAAAUAGUAGUCUGAAAACUCAUGAAAGGAAUCACACAGGAGAAAAGCCUUUCACAUGUACAGAGUGUGGAAAAAGUUUUAUACAAAGUAGUGAUCUGAAAAGGCAUGAAUUGAUUCACACAGGAGAAAAGCAUUUCACAUGUACAGAGUGUGGAAAAAGUUUUACACAAAAGAGUGAUCUGAAAACUCAUGAAAGGAUUCACACAGGAGAAAAGCCGUUCACAUGUACAGAGUGUGGAAAAAGUUUUACACAAAUGAGUAAUCUGAAAUAUCAUGAAAGGAUUCACACAGGAGAAAAGCCUUUCACAUGUACAGAGUGUGGAAAAUGUUUUACAGAAAAUAGUAGUCUGAAAACUCAUGAAAGGAUUCACACAGGAGAAAAGCCUUUCACAUGUACAGAGUGUGGAAAAAGUUUUACAGAAAAGAGUAGUCUGAAAUAUCAUGAAAGGAGUCACACAGGAGAAAAACCUUUCACAUGUACAGAGUGUGGAAAAAAAUGUGAGAAAAGCUUUAGAUGGAUGUCUCAUCCAUUAGAACACCACAAAAUUCACACAGGUGAGAAACCACACACAUGUCCUGUGUGCGGCAAAUGUGUUACACAAAUGAAUCAUCUGAAAAGUCAUGAAAGGAUUCACACAGUGGAAAAGUCGUUCACAUGUAAAGAGUGUGGAAAAAGUUAUACACGAAUGGAUUAUCUGAAAAGUCAUGAAAGGAUUCACACAGGGGAAAAGCCGUUCCCAUGUACAGAGUGUGGAAAAAGUUUUACACAAAAGAGUGAUCUGAAAAAGCAUGAAAGGAUUCACACAGGGGAAAAGCCUUUCACAUGUACAGAGUGUGGGAAAUGUUUUACAGAGAAGAGUCAUCUGAAAAAUCAUGAAAGGAUUCACACUGGAGAAAAGCCUUUCACAUGUACAAAGUGUGGAAAAAGUUAUACACGAAUGGCUCAUCUGAAAACUCAUAAAAAGAUUCACAUUGAAGAAAAGUCUUUCAUGUGUACAGAGUGUGGAAAAAGUUUUACAGAAAAGAGUGAACUGAAAAGGCAUGGAAGGAGUCACACCGGAGAAAAGUCUUUCACAUGUACAGAGUGUGGAAAAAGUUAUACACGAAUGAUUCAUCUGAAAACUCAUAAAAAGAUUCACACUGGAGAACAGCCUUUCACAUGUACAGAGUGUGGAAAAAGGUAUACACGAAUGGAUCAUCUGAAAACUCAUAAAAAGAUUCACACUGGAGAAAAGCCUUUCACAUGUACAGAGUGUGGAAAAAGUUUUACAGAAAAGAGUGAACUGAAAAGGCAUGAAAGGAUUCACACUGGAGAAAAGUCUUUCACAUGUACAGAGUGUGGAAAAAGUUAUACACAAAUGGCUCAUCUGAAAACUCAUAAAAAGAUUCACACUGGAAAAAAGCCUUUCACAUGUACAGAGUGUGGAAAAAGCUAUACACGAAUGGCUCAUCUGAAAACUCAUAAAAAGAUUCACACUGGAAAAAAGCCUUUCACAUGUACAGAGUGUGGAAAAAGUUUUACAGAAAAGAGUGAACUGAAAAGGCAUAUAAGGAUUCACACUGGAGAAAAGCCUUUCACAUGUACAGAGUGUGGAAAAAGUUUUACACAAACAAGUGAACUGAAAAGGCAUGAAAGAAUUCACACCGGAGAAAAGCCUUUCACAUGUACAGAGUGUGGAAAAAGUUUUACACGAAAGAGUGAACUGAAAAGGCAUGAAAGGAUUCACACAGGAGAAAAGCCUUUCAGAUGUACAGAGUGUGGAGAAAGUUUUACAGAAAAGAUUAAUCUGAAAAGGCAUGAAAGGAUUCAUACAGGAGAAAAGCCUUUCACAUGUACAGAGUGUGGAAAAGGUUUUAUAACAAAUCGUAAUCUGAAAUAUCAUGAAAGGUUUCACACAGGGGAAAAGCCAUUCACAUGUACAGAGUGUGGGAAACGUUUUACACAUAAGAGUAGUCUGAAAUAUCAUGAAAGGAGUCACAAGGGAAGAAACCUUUCACAUGUUUAGAAAGUGGAAAAAAGGUUUUUAUUGAAAUCGGAUAUCACAAAACACCAAAUAUUUACACACAAACUUUAUAUACACAGUGUUCAAACCUUUUUGCAAUUACCCUGAAGAGGACAAACUCUAUAAAUAGAAGCAUCAAAAAUGAUCCUAUUGUAAAUAAUACUUUCUAAAUCCCAGUUAAAAAGCCCCAGAUUUUAAGUGCUCCGGUGCACCUCAAUUUCUCUCAUAUAAAUGUGAUAGAAUCCAAACACCACACAGGAAUAUACACAUCUGUCCUCAUACUGACCAGUUUACACAACCAUUCACCGCCAAAGGACCCCCAGUGUUGUUUAUUAAUAUGCCAGUGUUAGGAGUUGUAUGUUUGAUUUACAUAGGGGAGGAAAUAAUUACAUUUACGUCUUUAUAUGAAGAGAGAUUGACAUAUGGGAGAUAUUUAAUGUGCACAUCAUGUGCAUAAACCUUUUCUUCUGUACAAUGCUAAGCAUAUAUUUCUAUGUUAUAUACCAGAGGAAUUACUGAGAGGAAACUGAUUGUAUUUAAUAUUUCACAAUAUCAGUAACCGGUAGAUAUGUGAUCAUAAUCAGUUUCAUUUAAAUGGCUACUAUAACCUACAAUGUAUACUGGGUAUGUAAUAUGUGUGUCAUGUUCUGUAACAUUAUAUUAUGUCUGUUAGAUGUUUUCAUGUUAGUUAGAAGCCACAAGAAUUGAUAAUAGCACAUACUGUAUGUAUAAAGGGAACAUUACUGUAUAUGUCUGAUAAAUCCCUUUGUAGCAAGAGCACAAGUGUUGGGUAUAUUUAUAGCAUUAUGUGCAUAUAUCAUGUAAUGCUGCUUUUUUCUAUAUAAUUAUAUGUAAUGUUUUUUUGAACAGCAAAUAAUAUUUCAGUAGCUCUCAUCCUUUUGGCUGAUUUUGAAUUUGAAGAAUCAAAUUAUCCACUAGGAAUUCAAAGGAUGCCAUAUUUAAUUGCGUACCUUGAAUUCCCUAUUCAGUGUGCAACGGUGAUCGUACGAAGAGGAUCCUCCACACUCCAUUGCUCAGCGGUCGCCGAUCUUCAGUUCCAUGGUCCAGGAUGAAGAAAAGGAAGAGGUCCCAGACUUGGAAGAAGAUGGCGGCCUCUUGGAAGAAGACUUCAUCGCGUCUGGAACAGGUUCUUCUCCAUCGGACUUAAGGAACCAUGAGUACCUAUCUUGGGGUUAGAGUUGGGCUUUUUUUAAAUUUUGGGGGGAGGUUAUUUUUGGAUUAGGGGUUUGGGCCAUCUUAAGAGCUGAAUGCCCUUUUAAGAGCAGUAAAAGAUGCCCAUACAAAUGGCCCUUUAGGGGCAAUGGGUAAUUUUUUUUUUUUUAGAGUUAGGUUAUUUUAUUGUGGGGGUUUUUACUUUUUUUAUUUUGGAUACAUUUAUUUUUUAUAAUGCUAGACUUUUUUAUUUUCUGUAAUUUCGCUUAAUUUAAACUUUAGUUUAUUUUUAACUUUUAAAGUAGUGUUAGGUUUUUUAUUUUAAUUGUAAUUUAGUAUUUUAAUUUAUGUAAUGGGGUUAAUUUAGGGCAUGUUAGGUUAGGGGCUUAUUGAUUAGUCAUUUGCGUAGUGGGGUUUGGCGGUUUAGGGGUUAAUAGAUUUAUUAGGGUAAUUGUGAUGUGGGUUUAUGGUGGUUUAGGGGUUAAUAGAUUUAUUAGGGUAAUUGCAAUGUGGGUUAAUGGCGGAUUAGGAGAUAAUAGAUUUAAAUAGAUACUUUGCGUUGUGGAUUAGGGGUUAAUACAUUAGUUAUUGCGGGGGGUUGUGGAUGAGAGGUAGAUAUUGCGCAUGCGUUAUUUAUUUAUUUUUUUUAACAGCGAGCGACGGGUAAAAUAUAGUGUGGUGCCGUAUUUGCGAUCAAUUGUAGUGUAAGAUCGGGUUACCAUAGUAACCUAUUAAUUUUUUCGACAUUCAUAUCGGGUGGAAGAGUUUACUCAAUGCUAACUUACACCUACACAAAAUGGGUGACCACACGCAAAGUGGUAAAUGCUUCAAUGGAAACCUGGUACUAAAAUGGAGCCAUAAAUUACUUUUCGCUGUCGGCCGCUUCAGUAGCUUAUGGCUCUAUUUUUAAUGGCUCAAUGGAAGUGAGCCCAUAGUAGGUAAAUCACUAUAACUAUUCCAUUUAAAAAAAAUAUUUACUAAACAGUGGUAGAUAUGGAUUACUUGUUACUUAAGGGAGUAAUAGGAUUUCUCAAUCUUGCAGUCCUCACCUCCUGUUUCUCAACCUCCUACCCUUCUAGAUUGUAAGUUCCCUUGGGAAUAGGGCCCUCAAUUCCUCCUGUAUGUGUUUAUACAUUUUUGUCCUGUCUCUUACAAGUUUCAUAUAAUUGUUUUAUUUAAACAAAGUGUACCCAUGGACAGUGCUACAGCAUAUGUUGGUGCUUCAUAAAUAAAGUAUAAUAAUAAUUAAAACUC